AUGUCUAAGCCCGGCGUUGCUCCACCCGUGAAUAGCGCUGCCCGCCUCUCCCACGCUUUCUUCAAUGAUCAGACUCUUUCAGAUGUCCGCAUUGAGUUCAAUGAUCAGCACAUCUUUGGGCACAAGGCCAUCCUAGCCCGCCAAUCAGAAUACUUCUUUCGAGCCUUCACUGGUCAAUUUCCAGUUGCUUCCAGCGGAACUAUUUCUCUUGGUGACGACGAUGACCCGAAAGCAAUCCAUGCCAUGAUUCGCCAUCUCUACGACCUUCCUUACGAUCAGGCUUCCGUGCUCUUCUCAAAUUCGGCCAGUGCGGACUUGAUGUUCCAUAUCAAUGUUUUCGAGGCUGCCGACAAGUACGACGUUCCUUCGUUGCGUGCACUCGUUGUUGGCAAGUUUACUGGAUUGAUGGAACAAAUCUGGUCUGCCAAAAGAGAAGAGGUUGGCAAGGCUAUACAGCGUCUCUGUGCACCCGGUGCUGUCAGCUUUGCGGAUAAAUCACUCCAGGCAUCAGCUGCUUCGUUCUGUUCUUCGCACAUCAUGGACUUGAUUCAGAUUGACAGCUUUGUCACGAUGCUAGAGGAGGGAGAACCUUUCGCUGGCCGCCUCCUUACCGCUGUUCUGAGAGGCAACUCUGGGAGUGUGAUCCGAACUAGCAAAUGCAGCAAAUGCGAAUCGCUGCCAGACAGUACUAUCCAGGCCAAUCUGAGCCAGAAAUGCAUAGGUUGCGUCUCACGUUCUGCAUAUCCCCACGAAGCUGGUUUUGGUGGUCGUUUUGGCGGAUCUCCUGGCAGUGCAUCACCAACCACACUUCAACACUACAAGAACUUUUUGCCGCUUUGA
Molecule: messenger RNA, 840 nt
Organism: Aureobasidium pullulans EXF-150
Lineage: Eukaryota; Fungi; Ascomycota; Dothideomycetes; Dothideales; Saccotheciaceae
Exons: 2
Coding region: 1-840 (279 amino acids)
Biological process (GO): regulation of proteolysis; proteasome-mediated ubiquitin-dependent protein catabolic process
Cellular component (GO): cytoplasm
Molecular function (GO): ubiquitin protein ligase binding
Source: RefSeq, a predicted model, not a curated record